Molecule: messenger RNA, 6067 nt
Organism: Hypanus sabinus (Atlantic stingray)
Lineage: Eukaryota; Metazoa; Chordata; Chondrichthyes; Myliobatiformes; Dasyatidae
Product: TATA-box-binding protein
Exons: 8
Coding region: 256-1164 (302 amino acids)
Biological process (GO): DNA-templated transcription initiation
Molecular function (GO): RNA polymerase II general transcription initiation factor activity; DNA binding
Source: RefSeq, a predicted model, not a curated record
CCGGUCCCGUCACGCCUCGCGGUGGCCGCCGGGAAUGGAUGGGCGCGCGAGCCUGUGCCGGAACCGGGCGCGCGGUUAGUGUGAGGGUUGCCGGCUAGGCGAGCGCGGGGCCGUGCGGUCGUUGUACCGUUCAAUCGUGAGUAUUUUAAGUAUGCGGUAAUACUGAAACUACAUUGGAAUUAUUGUAACCUGUUAUUGAGGUGAAGAAGAAGUGUGGAUCAGUCUCCCCUGGAGUGUCAGCAUCACAUUUCAGCCAUGGAUCAAGCUAACAACGGUAUGCCCCCCUAUGCACAAGGAUUAUCGUCACCACAAGGUAUCAUGACGCCAGGCAACACCAUAUUUAGUCCAAUGAUGCCAUAUGGCACAGGCUUGACUCCGCAGCCUGUCCAAAGCUCCAACAGCAUAUCUCUCUUGGAAGAACAGCAAAGACAGCAACAACAAGCAGCACAACAGUCCACAGCAUCUCAACUAGCAACCCAGGUUUCUUCUAAUCAACCGCCUCAGCUCUUUCAUUCACAGACAAUGACUACAACUAAUUUACCAGGCAUCACAUCUCAUUAUGCCUCACCAAUGACUCCCAUGACACCCAUAACUCCAGCUACUCCUGCUUCUGAGAGUUCAGGAAUUGUACCGCAGCUACAAAAUAUUGUGUCUACAGUCAAUCUGGGUUGCAAAUUGGAUCUGAAGACAAUAGCUCUUCGAGCAAGAAAUGCUGAAUAUAAUCCAAAGCGUUUUGCUGCUGUCAUCAUGAGAAUCCGGGAACCUCGUACAACUGCGCUUAUUUUCAGCUCUGGGAAAAUGGUGUGUACUGGUGCAAAGAGUGAAGAACAGUCACGUUUAGCAGCAAGAAAAUAUGCCAGAGUUGUACAGAAGUUGGGAUUUCCAGCCAAGUUUCUGGAUUUUAAAAUUCAGAAUAUGGUAGGCAGUUGUGACGUGAAAUUUCCUAUUCGACUAGAAGGCCUGGUGCUCACCCAUCAGCAGUUCAGCAGUUAUGAACCAGAGCUGUUUCCUGGAUUGAUCUACCGUAUGAUCAAGCCAAGAAUUGUAUUACUAAUAUUUGUGUCAGGAAAAGUUGUAUUGACGGGUGCCAAAGUUCGUGCGGAAAUCUAUGAAGCAUUUGAAAACAUCUAUCCAAUUUUAAAAGGCUUUAGGAAGACGACAUAACUUUAUUCAAAAGUAUAUUCUACUCUGAAGGACAGUUUCUAUUGCCAAUUGCCUUGCAUAGUUCGUACAGUUGAAGGUGUUCCAGCUGGUGUUCCAAUGCCUCAUUUUCCUGGGGUGAUUCAGACUUAUAUGCAACGAUUUUUGGAGUAAAUAUCAAUACCUUUUAACUACAAUACCAAUCUAGCCACCUUGUUACAGCAGCUCUUUUUGUUUAUAAAUCAUCAUCAGGACCUGAGCAUUCUCUUACCUAGAAUUUUAUCAACUGAUAGAACAUUUUGUUUUGCAUGUUAUUUAUAUUGAACUUUUUAUAAAUUGUAAGCCAUGUAAAUGUAUCUUAAAAUAUUUGAAGCUUAAUUUUUAAUUCAAUUUUACUUGAAGAUAUCCUGCUUUUUUCAAGCAUGAUCAAAGAUUAUGUACUGAAUUGUCAAGCAAAUGAGAUUUUUAGAUUAAAAUCUUUUCCCCAAUCCGUUGCCAAAAUUUACUAAUGUUGUGCUUGUGUUGAGACUGACCCAUUUGAAAUCGUGAUGAUAGCUUCCUUGAAGCUAAGUAAAACAUUUUGCAGUAAACACUAAUAUCUAAAAUUUCCCUGUUCCAUUGUUGAAACCUUUGGUCAUCCACCUUUGCAGGUCAUGUAUUGGCUCAGAUGGGAACACACUCCUCCACGUCGGAAGCUCGGUGGUGUAUGUCAUCAUACUGUACUGGUUACUAAUACUCAAACACCAAAGCAAAUCAAGAGUUCAUUGUUACGUUGUUUUUGGGAGUAGCUGUGUAAACUGCUUACAACAUUAUCAUUUUCAGGUAAUUCAUUGCCUGUAAAUUGCUUUGAUGUUCCCUAAAAUGUUAAGUUUUUUUUUAAUUUAAAUAGUUUUAAUUACUCCCAAAACAAGCUGUUAUAGUUUGAGAGCCAUUGGUUAAUUAAAACAAUGAGGUAAAUAAGUAGGAAAUCUCUUUAGAUCGUAUUAAAAGAUAAAUGUUAACCAGAACUCGAAUGAGAGUUGAUCACUCUCAUCGUGAUGUGGGGUCCUCUUACUUCAUCCCAAAACAAAGGCCCAGCCUGAGUUUAGAAACUCAUUAAAAAGUUAGUACUUCUGACAGUGCAUCCUUCCCCUCAACACUACACUGAAUUGUCAGUAUAGAUAACGUGGUCGUUUCAGGGGUAGACUUGCAUUCACAGCCGCUAAAAUUUAUUGUAACUGUUGCAUGACCAAGUUAGGGCAGCAGUAUGAUAUAAUUUACCUUAAGCUGUAUUCAUUUCAGUAGAUUGUUGCUUAUUUUAGCCAGCUUAAAUAAAAUAACUAUCGAUCCUUGGGUCUGGCAAUCAUUUACAUGGUUAUCAACAGCCUUUAUAACUUUUAUGUAGAGGUCCUAAAGAGAAGAUUCUGUUUUCUACCCUGAGUAUACAGUGUCAUGCAAAAGUUUGGACACCCCUGUUUAAAAUUUCUGUUUCUGUGAAUAGCUAAGUGAGUAAAAGAUGACCUGAUUUCCAAAAGGCAAAGUUAAAGAUAGAUAGACAGAUACUUUAUUCAUCCCCAAGGGGAAAUUCAACAUUUUUUCAGUGUCCCAUACACUUAUUGUAGCAAAACUAAUUACAUACAGUAUUUAACUCAGUAUAAAUAUGAUAUGCAUCUAAAAUCACCCUCCCAAAAAACAUUAGUAAAUAGCUUUUAAAAAGUUCUUAAAUAGUUUACUAAAGUGCAUUGAGUGGUAACUUAAGCUCAGUCCUAACCCUGGCACUUUAACAUGUCUUGCCCCUGGUGGUUGAAUUGUAGAGCCGAAUGGCGUUGGGGAGUAAUGAUCUCUUCAUCCUGUCUGAGGAGCAUUGCAUUGACAGCAACCUGCCGCUGAAGCUGCUUCUCUGUCUCUGGAUGGUGCUGUGCAGAGGGUUUUCCAUGAUUGACUGUAGCCUACUCAGCACCCUCCGCUCUGCCACCGAUGUCAUACUCUCCAGUUCUGUGCCCAUGACAGAGCCCGCCUUCCUUACCAGCUUAUUAAGACGUGAGGCGUCCCUCUUCUUAAUGCUGCCUCCCCAGCACGCCACCACAAAGAAGAGGGCGCUCUCCACAACUGACCAAUAGAACAUCUUCAACAUCUCACUACAAACAUUGAAUGACGCCAGCCUUCUGAGGAAGUACAGUCGACUCUGUGCUUUCCUGCACAGGGCAUCUGUGUUGGCAGAUGACACAUUUCUAUCUUUUACAGUUUCAAAAUAACAAAAAAGGAAAAGGGCCCGAAACAAAAGUUUGGUCAGUACUUAGUAACACCCCCUUUGGCAAGUAUCACAGCUUGUAUACACUUUAUGUAGCCAGCUAAUAACAGUCUUUAAUUUCUUGUUUGGGGGAUUUUCGCCCAUUCUUCCUUGCAAAAGGCUUCUAGUUCUGUGAGAUUCUUGGGUCAUCUGGCAUGUACUGCUCUCUAGAGGUCUAUCCACAGAUUUUCGAUGAUGUUUAGGUCAGGCGACUGUGAGGGCCAUGGCAAAACCUUCAGCUUGCGCCUCUUGAGGUAGUACAUUGUGGAUCUUGAGGUGUGUUUAGGAUCAUUAUCCUGUUGUAGAAGCCAUCCUCUUCUCAUUUUCAGCUUUUUUACUGAUGGUGUUAUGUUUGCUUCCAGAAUUUGCUGGAAUUGAAUUCAUUCUUCCCUCUACCCAUGAAAUGUUCCCCAUGCCAUUGGCUGCAACACAAGCCCAAAACAUGAUCGAUCCACCCCCAUGCUUAAUAGUUGGAGAGGAGUUCUUUUCAUGAAAUUCUGCACCCCUUCUUCUCCAAUCAUUUCUUUGCUCAUUGCGGCCAAAAAGUUCUAUUUUAACUUCAUCAAUCCACAGGACUUGUUUCCAAAAUGCAUCAGGCUUGUUUAGAUGUUCUUUUGCAAACUUCUGAUGCUGAAUUUUGUGGUGAGAAUGCAGGAAGGUUUUCUUUUGAUGACUCUUCCCUGAAGGUCAUAUUUGUGCAGGUGUGACUGCACAGUAGAAAAGUGCACCACCACUCCAGAGUCUGUUAAAUCUUCCUGAAGGUCUUUUGCAGUCAAACAGGGGUAUUAAUUUGCCUUUCUAGCAAUCCUACGAGCAUUUCUCUUGGAAUGUUUUCUUGGUCUUCCAGACCUCAACUUGACCUCCACCAUUCCUGUUAACUCCCAUUUCUUAAUUACAUUACGAACUGAGAAAACGGCUACCUGAAAACGCUUUGCUAUCUUCUUAUAGCCUUGUGGGCAUCAUUUAUUUUAAUUUUCAGAGUGCUAGGCAGCUGCUUGGAGGAGCCCAUGGCUGCAGAUUGUUGGGACAAGGUUUAAAGAGUCAGGGUAUUUAUAAAGGUCUGAAAUUUGCAUCACCUGGUCUUUCCUAAUGAUGACUGUGAACAAGCUAAUUAAUGUCUGAGACCUUGGUAAAAGUUAUCUGAGAUCUCAAAUCUUUUGGGGUGUCAAAAUUUUUGCAUGGUGCUCCUUUCCUUUUUUUCACUCUAAAAUUGUACAAAACAAAAAUAAUACACUCAUCUUGCUUAAAAGAAUGUUUCAUCUUUAACUUUGACUUUUGGAGAUCAGUCCAUCUUCUACACACUUAACUAUUCACAGUAACAGAAAUUUUGACUAAGGGUGCCCAAACUGUAUGUGGAUUGCUUGGCUGCUGUGCUAUUGGAUUGCCUCUGUCCCUUUGAAACCUAUUUUGAUCUUUGAAGGUGCACGUUUUGAAAUGAACAGUGGUCAAUUACUCUGAUUCCAUAAUGCUCUUUUUUUCUUUGAGAGAUGAGUUGAAGUCCAUAGCAAAUGAUGAGGAAAAGUAGUCAGUCAGUGUGUUCCAUGAAUGUUUUGAAAUAACUAGAGGUCAGAAAACCCAGAUGUUUCAAGGUUUAGAUUGACAUUUCCAGCUGGUACAGAACCUCAGUUGGCAUCACCUAGAACAUUCAACGUGUAUCAGCUAUGUAAUUGUAGUUCCAUUUCUUGAGCAUACAAAUUAGACUGGUACUUUACAAAUAAAAAUUUCUUUCUUUCUUUCCACAAUUAAAACAAUAGAAUGCAAGUUAGUGGAAGCUGAGAUUGAAUUACAGCAUUGUAGUGAGCACCUUCAAUGGUAUAUCCCUUUCUAGCCAAAAGCUGAAAUUUCUGCUGAGAAAAAAUAGGAAUAUGAGAAUAGGCAGAAGUUUCAGCUGUGAGAUUUGAGUGUGGGGAAAAAAAUGGAAAAGUUAAAACUGAAAAAUUCCUUCAGACUAAUUUGUCUCCCUUACCAACUUGGGGUCUUAUCUGAAUAACCUAUCCUGUAACUAACCAUCAUUGUCCCAAGUACGUUGCUGAGCUGUUGCUUGCCCUGAUAAAGAUAACAAUUCACCUGUGUUUGAGAUGUGCAGAAGAAUUUCUGCAUUUUAAUUUUUGUAGCGUGAACACCAGUGAAAGCCAUAUAUUCUUUUACCCACCCAUCUUGGCAAAUAAUGUGGUUUGAAUUAAACCAUAAAGGAGUCAGAGGGCAUGGAGGAAGAAAUAACACCGUAACUAACUUAACUGGCAGCUUUUUAUUCCAGACGAUUAAGCAAAAUGCUGGUUCUUUUGGCGUGCAUAGGUUUGCUGCAAAUAGAUAGAAAGUGCUGAUGUCAGUUGAUUACAAGUAACAGAUGAGUUUCUUGUAUUACGUAAUAACUUGUCAAAAAUUUGUUUUGACUGUUGUAGGGAUCAAGUGGAACUUCUAAGAUCCUUUCCUGAUUUGCCCCUGGUUUAUUUGAUUUUUCUCUCAUUUGGGAGUUUACUUCACUAUUGAUAAUCAUAAACAUGAAGGUUGUUAUAGGCGGAAAAGUAUUACAUUAAUUACGAAGUGUCUGUGUGAUUAAGCCUAAUGAAAACUGUCUGUCAUUUUGUAGGUUUGUACUUUCUGUUCUAAGUCUUAAUAUAAAUGAGUUCUGUAAUAUAACUUGCCUCUGUUUUAGUA